Molecule: messenger RNA, 4677 nt
Organism: Fusarium redolens
Lineage: Eukaryota; Fungi; Ascomycota; Sordariomycetes; Hypocreales; Nectriaceae
Product: ABC-2 type transporter-domain-containing protein
Exons: 4
Coding region: 71-4582 (1503 amino acids)
Biological process (GO): transmembrane transport
Cellular component (GO): membrane
Molecular function (GO): ATP binding; ABC-type transporter activity; ATP hydrolysis activity
Source: RefSeq, a predicted model, not a curated record
GGAUUUUUGCAUGGAUGCUUCUUGAUAUAAUAACAUUUCAGAUACUCAAUUGCCUUGAAAUCUCUUCAAGAUGACUUCAUCUCAGGUGGACGGCGAUGAUAUCAGGCUAGCGACUUCACAAGUCAAUGUUAGGCACUCUGAAGAGAUGCUGAACUACUCCGACGAUGCAUCAUCUCAUAAUUCUGAAGGGCCCUCUAAUUCCAAGGAGGGAGGAAGCAAUUCCCGAAGCCCCGAUUCUAAGAUUUCCAUCUCAAAGGCACGUCCAGGAUUUCACCGGGCAGAAACCAGGUCUGUGAUUGAGGACAGCGACAAAAACGAGAUUUUUCGAAUUGCGACGGCGCUUUCCGGUCGCCAUUUCGUCUCCACUGCCGGUGAGGACCCGUCUCGCGUCCACACUCUCAUUACUCAUGACGAAGACUCCCCGGCCUUGGACCCGCAAAGCGAUGAAUUCAGUUUGGAGAAGUGGCUCCAGAAUUUUGUGAAGACACUUCGCGAGCAGAACAUCACGGCGAAGCAGACUGGUGUGGCGUUCAAGGACCUCAAUAUCACAGGCACGGGAGCUGCAGUCCAGGUCCAAGAGACGGUUGCAUCGAUUCUGCUAGCUCCUCUACGACCCGGCGAGUUUUUCAGCUUCGGAAAGAAGGAACACAAGCAGAUUCUCAGAAACUUUGAUGGACUGCUUAAAAGUGGUGAGCUUCUGAUUGUGCUGGGUAGACCGGGAUCCGGAUGCAGCACUCUUCUCAAGUCGCUUUGCGGAGAGCUCUAUGGUUUGAGUGUGGAUGAAAAAUCCAUAAUUCAUUACGAUGGAAUCCCUCAGAAACUUAUGAAGAAGGAGUUUAAGGGCGAAGCCAUCUACAAUCAAGAGGUUGACCGACACUUCCCUCACCUCACGGUUGGCCAGACCUUGGAGUUUGCCGCCUCUGUUCGGACGCCAUCUCAACGAAUUAACAACAUGAACCGCGAGGACUUUGUACAAUAUGUCGCCAAGGUUGUCAUGGCCGCGUUUGGUCUCAGCCAUACCUACAACACCAAAGUGGGCAAUGACUUCAUCCGUGGUGUCUCCGGUGGAGAGAGAAAGCGAGUAUCUCUCGCGGAGAUGGUCCUUUCCGGUUCGCCUUUCUCUGCUUGGGAUAAUAGCACUCGUGGUCUCGACUCAGCUACUGCCCUUAAGUUCGUCUCUGCAUUGAGAAUGGCUGCCGACAUAGGCCGGCGUGCUAAUGCUGUGGCAAUCUACCAAGCCAGUCAAGCUAUAUAUGAUCUUUUCGAUAAGGCCAUCGUGCUCUAUGAGGGCCGGCAGAUCUACUUUGGCCCAGCAGAGCAUGCCAAAGACUUUUUCGAGAGGCAGGGUUGGUAUUGUCCCCCACGGCAAACCACUGGCGACUUUCUUACAUCGGUCACCAACCCAAUCGAGAGAAAGGCACGAUCUGGGAUGGAAAACCAGGUCCCGCGAACUCCAGAUGAGUUUGAGCAAUAUUGGCGUAAGUCGCCUGAGUACUGCGUGCUGAAGCAGGAUAUCGAGGCGUACGAGGUUGAGUACAUGGUUGAACGUCAGGGAGAGAGUGUCGCCCAACUUCGCGAGGUCAAAAACAUGCAGCAGUCCAAACACGCUCGACCCAAAUCCCCGUACACUCUCAGCAUCCUGAUGCAGGUCAAGCUCUGCACGAAGCGGGCCUAUCAACGCAUUUGGAAUGACCUCUCAGCAACUGCAACACAAUGUUUCGUGCUGCUCGUCAUGGCUCUUAUCAUUGGAUCCAUCUUCUAUGGAACGCCCGAUGCAACUGCUGGAUUCUAUGCCAAAGGCUCUGUUUUAUUUAUGGCUGUUCUUCUUAAUGCGUUAACGGCCAUUUCAGAAAUCAGCGGUCUUUAUGCUCAGCGACCGAUCGUAGAGAAACAUGCUUCAUUUGCUUUUUACCAUCCUGCUUGUGAGGCUGCCGCUGGCAUCGUGGCCGAUAUACCGAUUAAAUUUGCUACUGCGUCUGUCUUUAACAUUGUGCUCUACUUUAUGGCUGGAUUGCAACGAAAGCCAGGCAAUUUCUUCCUCUACUUCCUGAUUACUUACAUAUCUAUGUUUAUUAUGAGCGCUGUCUUCCGCACGAUGGCAGCCAUCACGAAGACGGUCUCCCAGGCUAUGACCUUAUCGGGAGUCAUGGUCCUCGCCCUUGUUGUCUAUGUCGGAUUCACCAUUCCCCCUCCAGAGAUGAAGGUUUGGUUCUCCUGGAUCCGGUGGAUCAAUCCAAUCUAUUAUGCCUUCGAAAUUCUUGUUGCCAAUGAAUUCCACGGUCGUCAAUUUGUCUGCUCUAGUAUCAUCCCACCUUAUACGCCUCUUGUCGGAAAUUCGUGGAUUUGCGCUGCUACUGGCGCUGUCGCUGGACAGGAUUAUGUGAGCGGAGAUGCCUUCAUUGCCGAACAAUACGAGUACUACUACUCUAACGUGUGGAGGAACUUUGGUAUUCUUUGGGCUUUUCUUAUCGGUUUAAUGGCUAUCUACUUUGUCGCCAUCGAACUCAAUUCCUCAACAAGCAGCACUGCUGAGGCUCUUGUCUUCCGAAGAGGUGGUGUGCCGGCUCAUUUGCGCGCAGGUCAAAAGCAAUCUUCGAAAGAUGAAGAGACGCCAGUGGAUUCAACCAACGAGGGGAGCGCCAAUGGUGGAGACGUCAAGGCAAUCGAACCUCAGAAGGAUAUCUUUACCUGGCGCAAUGUUAUAUAUGAUAUCGAGAUCAAGAAAGAGCAAAGAAGGCUUCUGGAUCGCGUCUCUGGUUGGGUCAAGCCAGGCACGUUAACUGCGCUGAUGGGCGUCAGUGGUGCUGGAAAGACAACAUUGCUGGAUGUACUAGCGCAACGUGUGAGCAUGGGCGUCAUUACUGGCGACAUGCUUGUGAAUGGCAAGCCUUUUGAUGCCAGCUUUCAGCGCAAGACGGGCUACGUGCAACAGCAAGACCUGCACCUCGAAACUGCUACUGUCCGCGAGAGUCUACAGUUUAGUGCAAUGCUAAGGCAACCGAAGUCCGUUAACAAGAAGGAAAAGUACGAGUUCGUCGAAGAGGUCAUCAAAAUGCUCAAUAUGAAGGAGUAUGCAGACGCCGUCGUCGGUGUUCCAGGCGAGGGUCUCAAUGUCGAGCAACGAAAACUCCUGACUAUUGGAGUUGAACUGGCCGCUAAGCCAAAGCUGCUUCUGUUUCUCGAUGAACCGACCAGUGGUCUUGAUUCACAGAGUUCUUGGGCUAUCUGCUCGUUCUUACGAAAGCUGGCUGACGCUGGACAGGCUAUACUGUGUACUGUCCACCAGCCAAGUGCGAUUCUCUUUCAAGAAUUUGAUCAUCUGCUCUUCCUGGCUAAGGGUGGCAAGACUGUAUACUUUGGAAAUAUCGGAUAUAACUCGCAAACCAUGCUAGAUUAUUUUGAGUCAAAGGGAGCCCGAAAGUGCGGCAAGGAAGAAAACCCGGCCGAGUAUCUUCUGGAAAUUGGCAACAGCGGAUCCAAUAGUGAGGGCAAAGAUUGGCAUACCGUCUGGGAUGAGAGUGAAGAGCGUGCGGCCGUCGAAACCGAGAUUGAUAGAAUUCAUGGCGAGAAACAGGCUGAAAAGGUAGCGGGAGAAGACGACUCUAACUCCCGGGCCGAGUUCGCAAUGCCGUUUAGGUAUCAAGUUCAGGAAGUUACCUAUCGAGUUUUCCAGCAGUAUUGGAGGAUGCCUAGUUACAUCUUUGCCAAAUUCAUUCUAGGUAUCGCUGCUGGUUUGUUUAUUGGAUUUUCAUUUUUUAAAGCGAACGACACAAUGGCCGGAGUGCAGGAGGUCAUCUUCGCUGUGUUCCUACUAACAACAAUCUUCUCAACUCUCGUACAGCAGAUUCAACCGCUUUUUAUUACGCAACGAGCGCUAUACGAGGUUCGAGAGCGUCCGAGCAAGGCGUACUCGUGGAAGGCAUUCAUUACGGCUAAUGUUAUCGUGGAAAUUCCCUUUCAGAUUAUUACUGGAGUUUUUAUUUACGCCUGCUUUUACUACCCUGUUAUGGGCAUCCAAAGCUCUGCUCAGCAAGGAUUAAUCCUUCUCUUUACCAUCCAGCUCUUUAUCUAUGCCAGUACCUUUGCGCAUAUGACCAUUGCCGCUAUGCCGGAUGCGCAGACAGCAGCCAGUAUCGUUAUCCUCCUUUCUCUGAUGAGCACUAUCUUUAGUGGUGUACUCCAGACUCCGUCUGCUCUUCCGGGAUUCUGGAUUUUUAUGUACCGCGUUUCGCCAUUCACGUACUGGAUCGGUGGCAUUGUAUCGACGGCGCUUCAUGGUCGACAGAUUACCUGUUCGGAGAAAGAGACGUCGGAAUUUAACCCACCUAGCGGUUUAACCUGCGGUGAAUAUCUUGAACCAUUUCUCAAAGAAGCUCCUGGAACGCUGCAGAACCCUAAUGCCACGGAGCAAUGCCGGUAUUGCUCAGUAAGCACCGCCGACCAAUACCUUGCAGCCUUCCAGGUCUACUGGAGUGAGCGAUGGCGCAACUACGGGAUCUUCUGGGCUUAUAUAGGGUUCAACACCAUCAUGGCGGUUGUCUUGUACUACGUAUUCCGGGUGAGGAAGUUGGGAAAACGUUAAGGUGAGGGGUGCGGAUAAGUACUAGGUUGUAACAAUCUACAAAGGCAGCAUAUAUUUGCAGUGAGGAGGAAGCAACUGGACGUAGCGAAUAUGAU